AUGUUUUUCGUAUUUAAUAUCGCUUUUAAUUAUUUCCAAGCUAAGCGUAACGGGGUUACCCCCGUCGAUUUUUUGCAAAUUGGUAACGGUAAUAGUAACGGUAAAAAUAAUAAAGUAACGAAUAACUUUUUUUCGGUAAUUAAUGGUUCCGUAGCUAAGUUUAAAAAAAAGGACGAUGCGCGCUUUUCCGCAAUUUUAACAAAUUCGAUUUCGGUUUUAAGGAUAAGGGCAAUAAUAUGGCCGUUUAAACGUUAUAUACCCAACGUAUUGUUAGUAAUUAAUAAAAUCGUUGGAAGUAAGCAACGCAAUUAUUUAAUUAUAUUUAAAUUGGGGUUACAUGCGUUUUUAAUUUUAGCAAUUUCCAUAAAAUUCCUUUUAUUUGGUUUUGGUAAACGUAAAUCCUUACGUUAUUAUUGCUAA
Messenger RNA from Gaeumannomyces tritici R3-111a-1, 420 nucleotides. RefSeq lists its product as hypothetical. NCBI's taxonomy places the organism in Eukaryota, Fungi, Ascomycota, Sordariomycetes, Magnaporthales, Magnaporthaceae. The record is from RefSeq and is a predicted model, not a curated record. The transcript is spliced from 6 exons. The coding region runs from base 1 to 420 and encodes 139 amino acids.